Molecule: messenger RNA, 1632 nt
Organism: Diceros bicornis minor
Lineage: Eukaryota; Metazoa; Chordata; Mammalia; Perissodactyla; Rhinocerotidae
Gene: PSRC1
Product: proline and serine rich coiled-coil 1
Exons: 7
Coding region: 40-1020 (326 amino acids)
Biological process (GO): mitotic metaphase chromosome alignment
Cellular component (GO): microtubule cytoskeleton; spindle microtubule; spindle pole
Molecular function (GO): microtubule binding
Source: RefSeq, a predicted model, not a curated record
CUCAGGUCUAAGCUGACUCUUGCUUCUGCUGGCAGGAACAUGGGAGAUUUGGAGGAAGAUGUAAAGUUUAUAGUGGAUGAGACCUUGGACUUUGGAGGGCUGUCACCAUCUGACAGUCGUGAAGAGGAAGACAUAGCAGUGUCGGUGACUCCGGAGAAACCCUUCCGACGAGGCCUCUCCCACCGAAGUGACCCAAAUGCAGUGGGCCCUGCCUCCCAGGGUCUGAGGUUCAGCUUAGGCCCCCUCAGCCCAGAGAAGCUGGAGGAGAUCCUUGAUGAAGCCAACCGGCUGGCAGCUCAGCUGGAGCAGUGUGCCUUGCAGGAGCGGGAGAUCACAGGCCAGGGCCUGGGGCCUCGCAGGAUGAAGCCCAGCCCUCGGCGGGAGACCUUUGUGCUGAAGGACAGUCCUGUCCGGGACCUGCUGCCCACUGUGAGCUCUUUGGCUCGGAGCACCCCCUCCCCAAGCAGCCUGCCACCUCGACUCCGGAGCAGUGAUAGGAAGGGGUCAGUCAGGGCUCUUCGAGCAACAUCUGGAAAGAGGCCCUCCAGCGUGAAGAAGGAGUCGCCCACGUGCAAUCUGUUCCCCGCAGCCAAAAGCCCGGCAUCUUCUCCUCUUGCCCGAUCAACUCCUCCAGGCCGGGGAAAAGCUGGGCCCAGUGGGAGAGCAAUAGCAAGCCCGCCUACCCCUGUCAGACCAGUCUUGGCCCCACAGCCUUCUACCAGCAACUCUCAGCGCCUGUCUCGGCCACAGGGAGCAGCUGCUAAACCUUCCAGUCGGCUGCCUGUUCCCUCUGCCAUCCCCAGGCCUGCCAGCCGAAUGCCACUCACCAGCCGGAGUGUACCACCCAGCAAAGGUGCCCUACCUCCAGAUUCUCAGUCAACUCGGAAAGGACUUCCAAGACCCAGUGCUGCAGGGCACAGAGUUCCUGUUUCCCAGCGACCAAAUCUUCCCCUCACUGGUGCCACUCACAGCAAUCUGCAGCCCCCCAAGAAAGUUGCAGACCCAGGACCUACCAGGUAGAGAGAUCAGGACAGCAAGCAAGAAUUCAGUAGCAAACCACUACAGUCACUGCCUGGACUCACCUCUCCUGGGCCUCCCCAGUCCUCCCGUUGGAGGCAGGCCCUGACUUCAGCAGAUUCUGGCCCAGGGGCAGGAGGAAGAGAUGCCACCAGGGCUAGUGCCCAGGAGUAGAGACCGUGGGAGAUGGGAUAGAUCAGGAGUGAGCUGGGGGAAAAUCAAACUCUCUGGAUUGAAAGAAGAUUAGGGAAAAAAGAGGUCGCCUCCCAGUAGUGAAAUUAACAAACAAAAAAUGAGAAAUGCAGGAGAGUGGAUUGUCCUCAUCCACCCCCACUCUUGUGUUCAGCUGCAGAGAGUUUGAUCUUCUUCCCAGGCAUUGGUUCACUGGACGUUUACAUGUGAAUGGUCUCUGUGGCUAACCUCCCUGCUCUCUGAGGAGGGGUCCUCCUGAGUCACAUCCUCUACUGGACUCGGGCCUGUUUGGAGAAGCAGAGGCAGGCAUCUGGUUUCCAGAACUUGUUUCCUGUAAAUUCUGUGACUCCUAACAGGCCAGUUUAUGAUAAGCUUACUCCAUCAGUCUGCAUUUUUCUAAAAUAAAAUGAAUGUAUUUUUAUA